Messenger RNA from Paralichthys olivaceus (Japanese flounder), 1331 nucleotides. RefSeq names its product platelet derived growth factor c (gene pdgfc). The record is from RefSeq and is a predicted model, not a curated record. Gene Ontology annotation, cellular component: membrane. Gene Ontology annotation, molecular function: platelet-derived growth factor receptor binding; growth factor activity. Lineage: Eukaryota; Metazoa; Chordata; Actinopteri; Pleuronectiformes; Paralichthyidae. Gene Ontology annotation, biological process: platelet-derived growth factor receptor signaling pathway; positive regulation of ERK1 and ERK2 cascade; positive regulation of cell population proliferation.
GCUUUGGAGAAGGAUUAGUCUUGAUUUAAAGAGCGAAAACAAAGAAAUCACUUUCUCCAGGACUGAUGAUUAAGAUUAUGUGGAUUCUACUCUGCUUCUAUCGUCUCCAAAUGUGUCCAAAGCAGCACUGGUGCCCUGUGAGCGACGCAUGUGUGUGGUGAUCCAAACCAUCCCGUCUACAGCGCCCUGUGAUCGCCAGCCACCACUCAUCCAAAUGAUCCUUCCAUUCUUUUUCCUUCUUGCUUCGCUUCUCCAACAGUAUGACUCGGAAGCUGAAUCAAGUCAUGUCACCAAGUUUCACCUUCCAAGCAUAAAGGAGCAGAACGGAGUGCAAGAUUCCCAUCGGGAGAAGAUCAUAACAGUGUCUGGAGAAGGAAUGGUCCAGAGCCCAGACUUCCCACAUAGGUAUCCCAGGAAUACUGCAUUGGCCUGGAGACUAGUGGCACCCAGCAACAUGAGGAUCCAGCUCAACUUUGAUGAGAAGUUUGGUCUGGAGGACCCAGAAGACGGCAUCUGCAAGUACGACUUUGUGGAGAUCGAGGAUCUGACCGAGAACACCAUCCUGGGUCGUUGGUGCGGGUCACAGUCAGCACCAACCAGUCAGAUAUCCAAGGGCGGUCAGGUCAGGAUUCGCUUCAUCUCUGACGAGUACUUUCCCUCCGAGCCGGGAUUCUGCAUUCACUUCUCCCUCCAGCCUGUGAGUGCAUCAGCUCCUGAAGUGCCUGCGGUCAUCGCUCCUUCCCUGCAGGGCAUCGAGGAUCUGUCGGAGGCCGUGGCGGGGCUGGGCACCGUGGAGGAGGUCAUGAAGUACCUGGAGCCAGAGCGAUGGCAGCUGGAUAUCGAGGAGUUGUACAAACCCACGUGGCACGUGCUCGGGAAAUCCUUCAUCCAUAAUAAGAAAACCAAAGGAGGGGCUGAUCUCAAUCUGUUGCGAGACGAAGUGCGACUGUACAGCUGCACGCCGCGAAACUUCUCCGUGUCCUUGCGCGAGGAGCUGAAGAGGACAGAUGCCAUUUUCUGGCCCAGCUGCCUCCUGGUGAAGCGCUGUGGUGGAAACUGCGCCUGCUGCUCUCACCGCUGCUACGACUGUCAGUGCGUCCCCACCAGAGUCACAAAGAAAUACCACGAGGUCCUGCUUCUGAAACACCGGGGCGGAGGCCGAGGCCUGCAGAAGUCCAUGACUGAUGUGCCCUUGGAGCACCAUGAGGAGUGUGCCUGUGCGUGCAGCGAUGACUGAGACUGACCUCGCACAUGUGUAACAGCCGCCACUGGAAUCACACAGCACGUUGAAAAAAAAAAAAAAAAAAAAAAAGAACCUCUCCCACUGUCGC